GAGGGGCGGGGGCGGAGGAGGAGCGAGCCGGGCCGGGGGGCGGCUGCACAGUGUCCGGGAUCCCCAGGCCUGGAGGGGGGUCUGCGCGCGGCCGGCUGGCUCUGCCCCCCGUCCGGUCCGGAGCGGGCCUCCCUCGGGCCAGCCCGAUGUGACCGGGCCCAGCGGAGCCUGAGCAAGGAGCGGGUCCGUCGCGGAGCCGGAGGGCGGGAGGAACAUGACAUCGCGGAGAUGGUUUCACCCCAAUAUCACUGGCGUGGAGGCAGAGAACCUGCUGCUGACAAGGGGAGUUGAUGGCAGCUUUUUGGCAAGGCCCAGCAAAAGUAACCCUGGAGACUUCACGCUCUCUGUUAGAAGAAAUGGAGCUGUCACCCACAUCAAGAUUCAGAACACUGGGGACUACUAUGACCUGUAUGGGGGAGAAAAGUUUGCCACAUUGGCUGAGUUGGUCCAGUAUUACAUGGAGCACCACGGGCAACUAAAAGAGAAGAACGGAGAUGUUAUUGAGCUCAAGUAUCCACUGAACUGUGCAGACCCUACCUCUGAAAGGUGGUUCCAUGGUCACCUGUCUGGAAAAGAAGCAGAGAAAUUACUAACCGAGAAGGGAAAACAUGGUAGCUUUCUUGUACGAGAGAGCCAGAGCCACCCUGGAGAUUUUGUUCUCUCUGUCCGCACUGGUGAUGACAAAGGGGAGAGCAGCGAUGGCAAGUCUAAAGUGACUCAUGUCAUGAUUCGCUGUCAGGAACUGAAAUACGACGUUGGUGGAGGAGAGAGGUUUGAUUCCUUGACGGACCUGGUGGAGCAUUACAAGAAGAAUCCUAUGGUGGAAACAUUGGGCACAGUGCUACAACUCAAGCAGCCCCUCAACACAACCCGGAUCAAUGCUGCUGAGAUAGAGAGCCGGGUUCGAGAGCUGAGCAAAUUGGCUGAGACCACAGAUAAAGUCAAGCAAGGCUUUUGGGAGGAAUUCGAGACACUACAACAACAGGAAUGCAAACUUCUCUACAGCCGAAAAGAGGGUCAGAGGCAAGAAAAUAAAAACAAAAACAGAUAUAAAAACAUCCUGCCCUUUGAUCACACGAGGGUUGUCCUACAUGAUGGGGACCCCAACGAGCCUGUUUCCGACUACAUCAACGCAAACAUCAUCAUGCCUGAAUUUGAAACCAAGUGCAACAAUUCAAAGCCCAAAAAGAGUUACAUCGCCACACAAGGCUGCCUGCAAAACACAGUCAACGACUUCUGGAGGAUGGUGUUCCAAGAGAACUCCCGGGUCAUUGUCAUGACGACGAAGGAAGUGGAGAGAGGAAAGAGCAAAUGUGUCAAGUACUGGCCGGAUGAGUGUGCGCUCAAGGAGUAUGGCGUCAUGCGUGUGAGGAACGUCAAAGAGAGUGCCGCUCAUGACUACACAUUAAGAGAGCUCAAGCUUUCAAAGGUCGGACAAGGGAAUACGGAGAGAACGGUCUGGCAAUACCACUUUCGGACCUGGCCGGACCAUGGCGUGCCCAGUGACCCUGGGGGUGUGCUGGACUUCCUGGAGGAGGUCCACCACAAGCAGGAGAGCAUCAUGGACGCAGGCCCCGUUGUGGUUCACUGCAGUGCUGGAAUUGGCCGGACAGGGACGUUCAUUGUGAUUGAUAUUCUUAUUGACAUCAUCAGAGAGAAAGGUGUCGACUGUGAUAUCGACGUUCCCAAAACUAUUCAGAUGGUGCGGUCCCAGCGGUCAGGAAUGGUCCAGACAGAAGCACAGUACCGGUUCAUCUACAUGGCUGUCCAGCACUAUAUUGAAACACUACAGCGCAGGAUUGAAGAAGAACAGAAAAGCAAGAGGAAAGGGCAUGAAUACACCAAUAUUAAGUAUUCCUUAGCGGAUCAGACAAGUGGCGAUCAGAGUCCCCUGCUGCCCUGCACCCCCACCCCACCCUGUGCAGACGUGAGAGAAGACAGUGCUAGAGUCUAUGAGAACGUGGGCCUGGUGCAGCAGCAGAAGAGCUUCCGGUGAGAGGACGCCGAAGCCUCAGCGCCGAAGCAGAUGCCAACUUUCACCCUCUUCCUGCAAAGCUCAAGGACGAACGCAAGAAAGUUUCCAUGAGAAGGAACUGGAAGGCUUGCAGUGUGAUGACUACCUUUCAAAAAGCAAAUUGUGAAAUGUGUAAAGACCACCAGUUCUAACUCUGCACUUCACUUCCUCAGAUAAGAAGACAUUGUCUCUACAAUGUAGACAGUGUGUUUUAUAGAAUUCUGUUUCAAAUGUAGGAAGCAAUGAAACUCUGCUCCAUAUUUUACGGAUUAUGAGAUUCAAAUUCUAAUUCUGGGCAAUUUUGUUUUCUUUUUAUAACCUUAACUGAUUUUGUCUUUUUUUCUCUGUGAGGGAUCAUGGGGCACUUGUAAGAAGGAAUGAUUUGGGAAGUAAGAACAAUUUAACGUUGCUUGUUGUCUUACUCUGUUUUGUGUGCCUAGCAGAGUACUGAAGACUGGAUCAUUUCUAAUGAACAGAGAUUAUUUAUUUUUUUUAGUUCCAGGGGCUGGGAAGUCCAUGAUUGAGGGGCCACAUCUGGUGAGAGCCUUCUUGGUGUGUGGUAACUUGGUGGAAGGCACCCGUGGUGAGAGAGAGAAAGGGGGCUGAUCUUGCUUUUACAGCAAACUCACUCCCAUAGUGACACUCAUCCAUUCAUGAGGGCAGAGCCCUCAAGACUGCCCACCCCUUAAAGGUCCCACCACUCAAUACCACCAUGGCAUCUAACAUGGCACCAACCAAAGCACCUAUCCAGUAGUGGGUAAUUUACUUUGGUGGCUUCUUUGUUUUGUUUUGUUUUCUGCGUAGGUGAUCAUGAAGCCAGUGUCUAAGGCGGUCAGAAAUUGAUUAUCUUUGCAUUGACCUUAAAAAGUCAUGGGGAAAAAAACCUCACAAACAUUUAUGAAUUAGGAUGAGAGAAGUAUUUUGCUCUUAACAGAUGACCAGUUACCAUUCAGCUUUUGACAGAGAAAGUUGUGAUGGGAGAAACGGUUGCCAUGUCUUCUUUGCAUCUGGGUAAUCGUGUUAUCUUCGUGAAAAGGCAUCUGUGAAUGAGCAGUGUUUUGGUGAUCAAGUGUUGGUGAUCUCCCCUCCCCCCUUCAGUCUGAGCUGGGCUCAGUUGAGCUGUUUGCUGGUCCUACACACAGUUGCUCACAUGGCUGGAGAGGGGGCUGAGACUCUGGGACAGCUGGGCUUCUCUCUCUUUCUGUAGAGUCCUCAGGAUCUCUCCGUAUGAUCUGUGCGUGGUCUCACGAUCAGGGUGUCUGGGCCCCUCACAUGGUGGUGCAGAGCUCCCAGGAGCUCAAAAGCAGAAGUGGCCAGGCCUUCUUCAGACUCAGGUCCAGCAUUGUGGGGCUCCCUUCUGUGCUCCGUGGUUGAUGAGAAACAUCAGGCUUCUUCCACCUUCCAAUUCAAGAAGAAGGGUGCAGUGCAGGUGCUACUCAAUUGGGGCCCAUGGAACCAGCUCUAGUUAGCUAGGGUAGAGGCUGCUGUGACUUUGGGAAGCUGAGGCUGCUUUCAGUGGCUGGUAUAGCCCCAAGUCAGAUGAGAAAUACAGAGGGCCUUCAAGAAGCUUCCCAGCCAGUUCUGCCAGAACCAAGCAUACUUGCUGAACCGACACUUGGGAAACUGGUAUGUUGAGGAUGGAUGUAUUUGGGGGCCAGAGCAUUUGAAGGCAGAGCCACCCCAUCCUUUGGGCACCCACACACGCUGGUGAAGGUGGUGUGUGUUGUUGGCAUGGCUGGUGUGCGAUUAGGCCCCAGUGAGGAGAGGCAGUCCUGACCAGGCCUCCAGUCACAUCCUGUCAACCUGUUUUGUUUGAACCAAGCAGUGGGAUUUGCUACUGUCCUGUCUUAAGUGCCUUUUCCAGAGAUCUCCCUCUUCGCCUCAGUUCACAUCAUUCUGGGAGAGGAGUUCAUGGGCUGGCUUUUGUACUGAUCAUGAAAUGCCACAGCAAAGUCACCAGAAAGUCCUGUUUUCCUCACUCAGAUUCAUCUUGCUUUGGCUCCUCAAAGGAAGAACUCACCCCCUCUCCCACCCCCAUGGUAGUUCUUUCCUGGGGCCUUCUGCUCUCUGGAAACCUUGAGGUACUUUGGGUGAGCGCAGCGGCCUCCAUUUUCACAGAGAAAAUGCACAUUGAUCCCAUAUCCAGUGAACCUAGAGUUGCUUCAGAGCACUGCGUGGCCUGACGGUGUUGCCUGGUUAGGGGACUGGAAUGACGAUUGUCUUCUUGUCAGGCCUGGUAUGGAAGAGAUUCCAGGUCAGUACUUGCAAACAGGAUCAUGAGUCCUGUUCUUUUUGCUGUGUUGUCACCUGGAAUCUUUUCCUCUCUGUGGUCAUGUUUGACUCUGCACUUUGGGGACCAAGCCUUUCACCAGCACACAAAGGUUCAAUGCUGCAUUAACUCUGCCCGUAGCUUAAGAUCUUGAAAUGGAAAUACCUGAUCUUGGCCAUCUUUGAUUGCUGUAACUCAUUGAUAUCAUGGAGAUUCCUCUCCACAGUCAGCAGACUGUCGUGUUGUUACAUGAGCCGAUGCCACGAGCAGACCCGGAAUGUCUCUAGGUUGCUAAUCUGUGAGUGUUGGGUAAAAGGUGAUUGCAGGUGCUCAGGUGAGGUUAUUCUACAUGUGGUGGACGCAGGCGGUGGGGCUGGGAAGAUGGGGUACUCCAGGUGUGGGUUUAAAAGAGUUUGAAGAGGUGGUUUGUGGGAAAGUCAAGGGGUCCAGGGCCAGAGCAGUCAGGUUACCUGGAGAACAGAUGGCAGGUACACAUGUGCAGCCUGCUUCUGGGUUGUUGGUGGACAUUAAACAUACACACUAUCCCAUAGCUGGCUAAGUGUUUUAAAAUGAGAAGCAUAGGAUUUUAUAUUUGGGGUAAAGUAAUUAUCUGGUACAUGGUAUUGAGGUUUUUUAAAAAGUCAAAGACUUUUGAGUUAAGACUCAAAUUUCAGAGGCUUAAUAGCUUUUUUAAAGAAAAAAAAUUCAGAGGCCCCUCCUGUCCAGUGUGUGGCCCUCCUGAAGCUCAAUGUCAUUGCUCCUGUUGAAGUCAGUGACUUUUCAAACACAGCUAAACGGAGUAAGAAGACACACGCGGGAUCUCUUGGUAUCUGUGCAUUCCACAGAGCCCAGUUGGAACAGCCAAGAAAAUGGUCCAGAUUUUUUUAGGGGUUAUUUUACUGGGGACUUCAAGAACUGGUAUGACAUCUUGGGUUGUUUUGGGGAUGAGGAAAGUUGUGGCGUGAUUUGUUGUAGACAGUGGUAUGUAGAGAGGUCAGGUGCUAGAUGUACACAAGCCCGGGGCAGGUUUGUCUUCUGUUCGUUGUGGGGAAUGCAGUUUUACACAGAAAGCACAUGACCACCCUGAUUUUAAGAUGCCUUUCUUAGGAUAUGUGUUAGCCCUUAAUUCUGUUGAAGUCUUUUUCCUUCUUCCUCUUGAAAAAUAAGUUCCAAAAUAUAGUUUCUUGUAUCUUCCAUCACUAAAGUUUGUUUCUUUCUCACUAUGGGCAGUUCACACAAGGCAAAAAUAUUAAACAGUUGGUUUUAGUGUGUUGUAUAACUUUACUGUGUAUCAAACUAAUUUUUACAGGUUUUCAUCCUAAACCUCAAAUCAUGUAAUUAAUAAUUUGCCUGUUUAUUUAUGACCUAACUGUGGUUCUUUUAUUAAUAAAAGCUAAUAGAAAAAGGCUCCUUUAUUAAGCCGAUGAGUAGACCCACAUUUUAAUUCUCCCACAGUGUGUGAAGAAGUAUUGUACCAGAGUAUUAAAAGAUAUGUAAUAUUUUAUUGAUAAAUCUGUCCUUUAAAAGGAAUACGUUUUAGGAUGUCAUCAUCUUGAUGUGAUCUUGUAAAUGUGAGAAUAUGCUGUUUAUUACACUUAGUGUGUCAAGAGUCACUUACUUGCCUUUUUGCCCACGUACACUAUUAGUCUAUUUGCAAUGGUUUUUAAAAUGACAUUAAAAGAACAGUCUAUGUAGAGAAGUAUUGGUGGAUGUCACUUGUCUCCCCACCUGCGUUUAUGGUGUUAGUUCAACUGCUUUGUUAGUUGCAAAGCUGUACUAUCAGAGUAAAAGUGUAUUUGUAAACUGUAUGGAACUAAAAAUUAGGAAUAAAACCAUUUUCUUAUAUUAUGGUAUUUGUCAUUUGCCUCACCAAGGAAAAGGGGGAUGAUAGGUUACUCAGCCUGUCACACUGGCAAAGUGCUGGCCUCAAGCAGCUCUCAGCUCAGAGGUGCCCGGAAUGCAGAAGGAGCAGAUCAGUGUCUCAGGACCUCAGUGAGUGGUCACCACAUGGAUCGCUGUAGAGGCAGAGCAGGAAUUCUGGUUGGAGGAACUCAUGAAUAAGGAAAGACUCAAAAGUGUGUCAGUGUCAGCCAUGUGGGACGUGGAUGGCAAACACACGGUGUUGGGGAUAUGAGUCAAGAGACAGUGAGGAAGGCUUGCAAGACAUCAUUGCUUCCCUUCAGUGCAGGUUUUAGGCCACAUUUAAAUAAGGCAACUGUCUUUUUUGUGUGUUGGUGCUGGGGAUGGAAGCCAGGGUCUCAGCCAUGUAGGCAUAUGUUCUACCACUGAGCUACACUC
Molecule: messenger RNA, 6581 nt
Organism: Castor canadensis (American beaver)
Lineage: Eukaryota; Metazoa; Chordata; Mammalia; Rodentia; Castoridae
Gene: Ptpn11
Product: protein tyrosine phosphatase non-receptor type 11
Biological process (GO): positive regulation of ERK1 and ERK2 cascade; protein dephosphorylation
Cellular component (GO): cytoplasm
Molecular function (GO): non-membrane spanning protein tyrosine phosphatase activity; receptor tyrosine kinase binding; cell adhesion molecule binding
Source: RefSeq, a predicted model, not a curated record